Molecule: messenger RNA, 910 nt
Organism: Ipomoea nil (Japanese morning glory)
Lineage: Eukaryota; Viridiplantae; Streptophyta; Magnoliopsida; Solanales; Convolvulaceae
Exons: 3
Coding region: 196-783 (195 amino acids)
Source: RefSeq, a predicted model, not a curated record
GAUCGGAGUGGCAAUAUAAAAAGGUGCGGUGGGUGUGGGUAGCUAGCUAUAUAUAUAGAGAGAGAUGAGUUGAAUACUUAUUAUAAUUUUGUGGUAGACUUGCUUGAAUUGCAGAGAGGAUCGGAUCGGAAGAAAAACAAAUAUAUAUAGAAGAAAGAAGCGAGGUAUCCUAGCGGAUCGGAGGAAAUAAAAUCAAUGGGGAACUGCCAAGCCAUAGACGACAACUCAAGUCUGGUAAUACAACACCCUGGCGGGAGAGUAGAGAAGCACUAUUGGCCUCUCUCCGCCACCCAAAUCAUGAACACCAAUCCCGGCCACUAUGUCGCUCUUCUCCUUACUACUACCACCACCGCCACCAACAAUACCAAAAAUAAUAUCCCGCCACUUCGGAGGAUUACACGUAUUAAGCUCCUCAAGCCAACAGACACUCUUGUUCUUGGACAUGUUUAUAGACUAGUAACCGCUCAAGAAGUAAUGAAGGGGUUAUGGGCAAAGAGGCAUUCGCAGCAGCAAUUAUCAUCAUCAUCAUCGUCAGGGCCGGUUAAGAAGCAUGAAAAAUCAACUACUUAUUCAGAUUCAUCAAACACAAGAGUAGUUAACUACGUUGGAAGAUCUGAGGUAGUGCACAAAACCCCCCAGCUGCUGCAGCAGCAUGUAAAGCAUGAAAGGAGGCAUAGGUCUUCUUCUUCUGCAGCAGGAGCAGGAGGAGGAGGAGGCAGAUGCAAAGGCGCAUGGCAACCCUCACUACUGAGCAUCUCCGAGGCCGCCGCCGGAGUUAGCUAGCUAGCUACCUCAUUAAUUACUUCCACAUACAAUUUCAAUUACAGUUACUUACUUAGUUUCUUUAUUUUAAUUUGUACCAGCAGAUCAGAUUCAUCACAUCAAUAUAUAUUCUGUAAUCUAUCUAGCU